This is a messenger RNA of Spirometra erinaceieuropaei, 679 nucleotides long. NCBI's taxonomy places the organism in Eukaryota, Metazoa, Platyhelminthes, Cestoda, Diphyllobothriidea, Diphyllobothriidae. The record is from the annotation of a GenBank genome assembly.
AUGCGGACCCACCCCCACUCUAACUUCGUGGAUCUGACGAAAGCGUUUGACAUGGGGAAUAGUGAAGAGCUGUGGAAACUCAUGCAGAAAUUCGACUGCCCCGAAAGAUUCACCCAGAUGGUGCGUCAGCUCCACGAUGGCAUGAUGGCGCGAGUCACUGACAAAGGAGCUGCCUCAGAGGCAUUCACAGUGACCAACGGAGUGAAGCGGGGCUGCGUCCUCACGCCUACGCUCUUCAGUCUCAUGUUCUCUGCCAUGAUGAUGGACGCCUACCACGACGAACGUCCCAGGAUUCGCGUGGCCAUCAUAAAGGACGACCACCUACUCAAACAGCGGCGGAUGCACUUCCAGUCGCGUGUAUCCACAACCACCGUCCACGAACUUCAGUUCACCGAUGACUGAAGGACACAUGCAAAGGAGUAUGGGCCCCUUCUCCGCCGCCUGCGAGAACUUCGGUCUAAUCAUCAACACGGAAAAGACAAUGGUCAUGCACCAACCGCCACCGGAUGCUGCCUACGUAGUACCCCAAAUCAACGUGAACGGCACCUCACUGCAAAUGGUGGACAACUUCAAGUAUCUGGGCAGCACCCUCGCCCGAACUACCAAGAUCGACGAUGAAGUUGAUCGCCGGAUCUCCAAAGCCAGCCAAGCCUUCGGCCGUCUGCAAAACACAGUCUGA